This is a messenger RNA of Durusdinium trenchii, 911 nucleotides long. Lineage: Eukaryota; Dinophyceae; Suessiales; Symbiodiniaceae. The record is from the annotation of a GenBank genome assembly.
AUGACCCCAUAUAGACGGCCAGAAGUCACAUGCACUUGGGCUUUCAGUCCCGCGACGCGUGCCUCCGGAACCUCCGGAACCUCCGCGUCGCUCGCGACAUGUGACUGCCGACUCGAUCGCCCUUGUUUUCCCAACCUGGCCACCCACCAUGCAUUUGGGUCGCCGUGGCGUCCAUCGCGCGACACCAUCUCUCUCCACCCGGCGCCAUGUCCGGCUGCUCGGGCGAGCGGCGCGAGCCGGAGACCGCGUGCCGCGAGGGUGGGGAGUUGCAGGUACGGUGCCCAGACGUGGUCCUGGACUUUGUCCCUUGGAGACGUGCUCGGGUUGAGGAAACCAACGCGGCAGCGCAGCUGAGCGACUUGGAGCGCCAGAAAGCUCGCAGGAAAGAACGACUUGUUGCGCUUCCCAUGGGUACGCGGCCGUCGAAUCCACAGCAAAAUGCACACUUGGGGGCACCGUUCGCCUACGACCCGGCGCUGGAUGCUGAUGAGGCGACGAACCGCGCCGACACGAAAGCGAAGAUCCAUGCGGACCUCACGAAACGUGGCUAUUUUGUGGUGUCUGCGUUGCGGCAUGGCUUCGACUUCGUGGUCUAUGAAGGAGACCCUGUGCGCCACCACGGGAGCUAUUUCGUGGCCAUCACGGACGAAGCCAUUUCUGCCCGGCAGUUGGUGCUUUGGCACCGUUUGGCUGCCUCGGCUCACAAGUCCGUGCUUCUGGGCCACCUGAAGUCUGACGACACCGUGGGCUAUUGGACCAUCUCCGGCGAGGAGAGAUGAGCGCGGCGCAACACAUCGGAGCGCCUGAUGUCCACUUCCCAUGAGGACAUCAGGGAGUCAAAAAAAACUCACUGAGAUCAUCCACAGUGAUGUGAUGUGGCAUGGCUGGUUGGAUGAUCAUGAAAUACGAUG